GAUUGCACAGUAUCGUUAAGAGACGUUGCAAAGAGAAGGUAUAAAUAGUUCUUGGUAAGUGCUGGACGAACAUCAGUUCCUCACCCGACAGCCUUCGUUGCUUAUCUAUUUUUCCUGUUCGGAAAUGAAUUUCCUCAUAUUAUUGGCUUGCCUUCUUGCGAUGGUCAUCGCCAUCCAAGGAACACCAGCAAUGGAACCCAGCACUAACAUUGAAGUUCCCCCCGACCAAAACGUGGAAGACUGGUAUUAUCGCACCUACUACGGUCACUAUUACAAUCCAUACGGCUACUACGGUCAUGGAUAUUGGCGUGGACGCCGCUCUGUUGAGGAAAAGCAGCCGGAAGCCUCGAUCAACAUGAAAUUUGGUAUUACUGACCAAGAUGUCAACCAAUACUUUAAUCGUGGGUAUUAUGGCCACCAUAGUCCCUAUGGUGGACACGGACGUCGGCGGGGUCGUUACGCUACCAAAGAUCAGAGUAGUGAGGCAUCUUACUACCCCGGCUGGGGAUACAAACGCAGGAACUCCGGCAGCUAUCCUUACCGCCAUUCUUAUUAUUAUGGUCACUAUCCAGCAUCUUUUUCUUAUGCCUAUAGCCAUUAAGCGACAAUUCGACAAUCGUAGUAUCGUGAACAAAAAACGAUUUAGAAACGUUAUCGUAGUCUAAUCCUUCUACUAACAUCUUCUGUGGGGUCUGUUGGCUAACACAAUGGCUUUCGUGGUAUUUGGUUGUGUUAUUCUUAUGUACACAAUACACUCAUUGUUGACAUCCAGACUAUCUUUACAAAA
Messenger RNA from Daphnia carinata, 787 nucleotides. RefSeq lists its product as uncharacterized. The record is from RefSeq and is a predicted model, not a curated record. NCBI's taxonomy places the organism in Eukaryota, Metazoa, Arthropoda, Branchiopoda, Diplostraca, Daphniidae. Bases 125 to 601 code for a protein of 158 amino acids. The transcript is spliced from 2 exons.